This is a messenger RNA of Pedinophyceae sp. YPF-701, 1920 nucleotides long. The record is from the annotation of a GenBank genome assembly. NCBI's taxonomy places the organism in Eukaryota, Viridiplantae, Chlorophyta, Pedinophyceae.
AUGCAGGUGGCCCGCAUGACCUCAUGGCGGGCGUCCGGGGGCGAUCGGGCGCUCGCGGGCGCCGCACGCGCACUCUCUGCGGCCGGGAGAGUUGCACAGCACCUCGAAAGGAUGCAAUCGGCGCGCAUCACGCCCCAACCGGCCCUAGCGGCCCGCCCGCGCCCCAGCGCGUGCGCCAGGGGCCCUGCGGUGCCUCCCGGCCCGGAACUGCGCGUGCGCCGCAAGCGCAGCACGGCGAUGGCGCAGACGCUGCCAGCCGGGCUGGAUGCCGGCGUUGCGAAGGCGGUGUCGGGGUGCGUCGCCGCUGUGUCCUCGGGCGCUGCAGCGAGCGCGUGGAGUCCCGCCGUCGUCGCAGGCGCUAUUGCGGCCGCGGCCGUGGUCGCGAUGAUGACGGUGGGCCGCGGAGUGCUCAAGACCCUCGCGCGCCGUGUGCUGUGGCCCGGGUUCGGAAGUGCGUCGUCCGAGGCGACGAUGCAGAGCGCGCCCGGGUGCCCCUUCAUGCGCGUCCCGGAGUCCCUCGGCGCCCCCAUCUUCGGACACACCGCCGAGUUCCUCCCAGCGAAGCGCGAGGGUUGGCUGUACCGCAUGACCAAGACAUUUGGCGACGUGUUCAAUUUUUCCAUCUUCGGCCUGUACACGACGGUGGUGGCGUCCCCGGAGCUCUACCGCGGCGUCCUGAACUCUCCGAACGUCGCGUCGCGCUCCUCCACCGCCGUCCUCUCGCUCAUCGGCGAGCACCAGCUCCUGCUCUCCGGCGAAGGCGACGCGCACAAACGCAUGCGCGAAGCCCUCUCGCAGCCGUUCGAGAUGGCCUCGAUGCGCCGCUACGUCCCGGACAUCGCCGCGAUCACCGCGGAGCACGUCCGGCGCGUCGCCGCCGCGUGCGAGGCCGGAAACGAGCCAGUACAGCUCUUGAAGGAGUUCAAAGAGAUCACCUUCCGAGUAAUCGCAAACGCGGUGCUGGAGCUCAAGCUGACCGACGACGAGGUCGAGGCGUUCUCGGAGGACUACACCGAGCUGAUGUCGGGCUUCGGGGCGGUGUUCCGGUACGAUCUGCCGGGCACGAAGUGGCGAAGGGUGAUGGACGCGCGCCGGAGGAUCUGCGCGCGGAUCGACCCGAUCGUCGAGCGGGCGGAGAAGGAGCUCGAGGGCGGGUUGCCGGAGUCGGAGUGGACGCUGCUGCACCGCACGAUCAAGCUGAAUGAGAUCGAGGGCGUCGACAUGCCGGACCCGAAGGCCGCGGUCCGGGACACCGUCGUCGGCUUCCUCUUUGCUGGCCACGACACCACCGCGUACUCGAUCACGAUGCUGUGGUGGCACCUGGCGCUGCGGCCGGAGUGGCUGGACCGCCUGCGCAGGGAGCAGCAGGCCGUGAUCGAGCAGCACGGGGAGGCCCUGUCCCCCGCGGCGCGCUCGGCGAUGCGCGAGCUGGACGCGGCGUCGCGCGAGACGCUGCGCGUCAAGCCCGUGGCGCUGAUGGUCGACCGCGACGUCACGGAGGACUUCGAGCUCGAAGGGGUCCGGUUCAAGAAGGGCGGCAAGAUCGCGUGUAUGAUGGCCGCGCUGCACGUCAACGACCCCAAGCUCAGCCAGGGCAACGAGUCCGAGCCCCAGGGCGACGAGCCGCCGGCGCACAUGGACUUUGAGCACGGCUGGCAGCCCGCGCGCUGGCUGUCGCCAGUGUCGCGCCCCGAAGCGUACGAGCCCUGGGGCGCGGGCCCGCACAUGUGCCUCGGCCUCAACCUCGCCUACACGGAGAUGAAGGUCAUCAGCGCCGAGCUCCUCCGACGGUGGGACGUGGACGUCCGCGACGCGUCGAUCAAGUGGCAGCCCAGCGUCUUCCCGGCGCCCGCGCACGGCCUCCCCGCGGUCAUCAAGGAGCGCGCGGUCGUCCCGGAGGCGGUGGCAGCACCGGCGUGA